UUUUCUUCUGGACAGAGAACCAGAUUUUAGAAUUUGUCACUUUUAAAUUGAUUUUAUUUCCUUAUGAACCUUUAAUUGUGAUUAAAUCUAAUUGAAUUUAUUUUAAUCGUGUCGAAAUCUAGAUGACCAAUAUGAUUAAAAGCGAUUCCAAUACUCAUGGGCCUUUGAUGCUCAUCACUGGAACUGACAGAUUUUAUAUCCAUCCAAUUGGUAAUGAUACCGAGCUAAUGGUUGUUGAUAGGAUCUCUCAUAAUGUAGGUCUUGAGACUAAUACUGGACAAUUAAAUGUCGAAGGGAUGUUUAGCCGACAGAUUCAAGGUAUUCUUGGGAUAGUUAAUCUUCUUGCUGGUCCUUAUUUGGUUGUUAUCACUCGAUCGGUUAAAAUUGGUGAAAUUUACAAUCAACCAGUUUAUCGGAUUGAAGAUACUGAUGUUAUCUCUUACACUCGUAAUACCCUCCAUUUAACUGAGGAACAGGUUAAUUAUAAUAAUUCUUACCUUAAUAUGGUUAAAUGUGUCCUCCAAACUCCGUAUUUUUAUUUCUCGUACUCUUACGAUCUCACCCAUUCUCUUCAACGAUUGUACAAUUUUGGACCAGAUUUCAUCAAAACCUCUUUGUUUGAAAGAGCUGAGCAAAAGUUUCUAUGGAAUCACCAUUUGAUGAAACCUCUUCUCAUUCAACCGGAGCUUUCUAAAUAUUGUUUACCCUUGAUGCAUGGAUUUAUCAAUAUAAGUUCGGUUGUUCUGAAUAGGAAAGUUUUCCAUUGGAUUGUUAUUUCACGACGAAGUAACCACAGAGCUGGAACUCGAUUAUUCUGUCGUGGUGCUGAUCUCCAGGGGAAUGUUGCUAAUUUCGUUGAAACGGAACAGAUCGUUGAAUGGGAAAACAAUCGUGGAAGUCAUGUUCAAAUUCGUGGCUCUAUACCAUUGGUAUGGCAACAAUAUCCAAACCUACGAUACAAACCUCAACCUGUAAUUGUUUCCAAUCAAAUGCAACAAGAAGUAAUCACAAAGCACAUUGAAAGUCUUCUUAUGACUUAUGGUAAAACCGUUUUAGUCAAUCUGAUCGAUUUAAAGGGAACCGAACUUGCCCUGGAGCGAAAUUUACGAGUUGCCUGUGAGAGUUUAAACAAUCCUAUGGUUCGAUAUGAGCAUUUUGAGUUCCAUCGGGAAUGUGGUAAAAUGCGAUGGGAUCGACUUAAUAUUCUAAUGGAACGAUUAUCCCAAGAGCAAAAAGAAUUCGGUUAUUUUCUCCUUCUCUCUGAUGGAACCGUUCAAUCUCAACAAGAAGGAAUUUUCCGUACCAAUUGUAUCGACAGUUUGGAUCGAACCAAUGUAGUCCAAAGUUUAAUCGCCAAGAAAAAUUUGGCUGAUCUUUUACUUCGCUUUGGAAUCAUCAGUCAUGGUGAUCGUAUCGAAGAUCAUACUACUCUUUACAGUUUAUUUCGAAAUGUUUGGGCUGAUAAUGCUGAUAUUUGUAGCAUUGAAUAUGCUGGAACGGGAGCUCUUAAAACUGAUUACACUCGAACUGGAAAACGAACUCAAGUGGGUCUAAUUCGUGAUGGAAUCAACUCUCUCAUCAGAUAUUAUAAGAAUAAUUUUACCGAUGGAUUCCGACAGGACGCUAUCGAUUUAUUUCUCGGGCGAUAUAUGAUCAAUGAAAACGAGGGUAAAUCUUCACCAAGUCCAUUGAAAGCGAGAAAAGAUUGGAAAUAUUUAGCAUUACCAUGUAUGUUCCUUGGGUCAACUGCUAUGUUUUUCUUUAGUCUAUUCAUUCCAACUGAACAUUCAACAAUCACCUUGAUGUACCUGCUAUUUUGGGCGACAAUGAUUGCUCUAAGUGCGACCGUAAUUGUUUUCUAUGGGACUGAGUUUGUUGACGUUCCGAGAUUAUGUCCAAUUAAACGAAACGAAGCAAACAAUUGACUAGAGAUUGCGUGACAAUUAACACCAAGGGUGGAAACGUAAUCAUCUUGAUCAAUGUGAAAAAGCAAAAGAUGAAACCAAAUGAUAAAAAUGAUUGAAUUGACAUUCAAAGUUAUAUAAUUUAUAUAAUAAAUUAUGUUCAUAAUUUAAAA
This is a messenger RNA of Panonychus citri (citrus red mite), 2077 nucleotides long. Its product is annotated as phosphatidylinositol-3-phosphatase SAC1-like. Gene Ontology annotation, molecular function: phosphatidylinositol-4-phosphate phosphatase activity. The transcript has 8 exons. NCBI's taxonomy places the organism in Eukaryota, Metazoa, Arthropoda, Arachnida, Trombidiformes, Tetranychidae. Bases 123 to 1925 code for a protein of 600 amino acids. Gene Ontology annotation, cellular component: endoplasmic reticulum. Gene Ontology annotation, biological process: phosphatidylinositol dephosphorylation. The record is from RefSeq and is a predicted model, not a curated record.